Molecule: messenger RNA, 1962 nt
Organism: Zea mays
Lineage: Eukaryota; Viridiplantae; Streptophyta; Magnoliopsida; Poales; Poaceae
Exons: 2
Coding region: 36-1814 (592 amino acids)
Molecular function (GO): protein dimerization activity
Source: RefSeq, a predicted model, not a curated record
CAUUGCUACAAGAGGCUGUGAAGUCAACAACUACAAUGAGGGAGGAACAUGAGCGUGCAUGGAAACACUAUGGUUGCACACUCAUGUCUGAUGGAUGGUCUGAUAGGAGGGGACGCCAUCUCAUUAACUUCUUAGUGAACAGCCCAGAGGGCACUUACUUUUUAGAGUCCGUUGAUGCAUCUAGUGAAGUACAUGAUGCAUACAUGCUUGCUGAUUUGCUUGAGAAAAAAGUUGAUGAGAUUGGGAGAGACAAGGUUGUACAAGUUGUUACUGAUAAUGGUGCCAAUUACAAAGCUGCAGGCAAGCUUCUAAUGGAUAGGAUUCCUACAUUAUUUUGGAGUCCAUGUGCUGCACAUUGCUUGGACCUAAUGUUGGAGGACAUAGGAAACUUGAAGGAAUUCAAGAAACCAAUUGCACGUGCAAGGCGUGUGACAACUUUCAUAUACCGACAUGGGAGAAUUCUUGCUGCCAUGAGAGAGAAAACUGGUGGGGCUGAUCUUGUGAGGCCUGCCGCCACUCGUUUUGCUACUUCCUUUCUCACAUUGAAGAGCUUGUACAAGCACAAGGAUGCUUUGAAGGCUUUAUUUGCAAGCACAGCUUGGACUGAUAACAGGUUGUCAAAGACAAGUGCUGGAUUGGAUGUGUAUAACAUUGUCUUCUCCACACAGUUUUGGAAUUCAGUAGAAGAUUGCCUUAGAGCUUCAGGGCCACUACUUAUUGUACUUAGGGUGGUAGAUGGAGAUGAGAGGCCAGCUAUGCCAGAGGUCCAAGCAUUGAUGAAAUGUGCAAAGGAAAAGAUCAAUCAAAGCUUUGCUGUCCAAAGCAAGAAGAAUUUACUCAAGAAAAUCAUAACUAUAAUUGAACGACGUUGGGAGAAACAGAUGGAUCACCCAUUGUAUGGGUCUGCAAUGUAUUUGAACCCAGGAAAGCUGCAUCCUCUCAUAAGAAAUGAUGAUGAUGCUACUGUUGGUCAGCUAAGAGGUUGCUUUCUUGAUGUGCUUGCAAGAAUGGUAGAUGAUGAGGAAACUAGAGACAAGAUCAAUUCUCAAGCAAUGGAUUACGAGUUUCUUAGAGGAGCAGCUUUUUCAAAUAAGAUGGCCAAAGAUAACCUACAAACUAUGACCCCACGUAAGUGUUUGUGGCUGUUACUAGUUUACUACUUACUAGUUGUUGCUAGUAGCUUGCUAAAUUGUUGUGAUGUUAUUGCAGUUGAGUGGUGGCGUUCGUAUGGUGGUCGUGCUAUUGAGUUACAGAGAUUUGCUAGACGUUUGGUGAGUCUUUGUGCGUCUUCAUCAGGUUGUGAACGCAAUUGGAGUACCUUUGAAUUUAUCCAUACAAAGAAAAGAAAUCGAUUGUUACAUAAGAGGUUGAAUUCUAUUGUCUUCAUUUCCUACAACAGAAAGAUGAAGGCUAGGUUCCAAAAACUACGCCAGAAGAAGGGGAAAAACUUUGAUCCAUUGGUUCAUGAGGACUUCAACUGGGACAAUGAGUGGGCUGAUUCUUUGCAUGUAGUCCCUGAAGGUGGGCGUGGGUGUGAGUGUGACCUUACAUGGGACCUUGUGGAUAAUGCCAUUGGAGCAUCACAAGCACUUCGUGGCCGAAACUUACCAAGAAGGGCCCAUAAUGUGUAUUCAAGAAGAAAUUCUGUUGCUGCACAAAAUAUGUCAGAGGCUGAAGAGGAAGAUGAAGAUGAAGAAGAUGUUCCACAUGAUGAUGCAGAAAUCACAGAUUGUGAAGAUGAAUCUAAUGGUGGCAAUGAUGGUGAAGAAGGGGAGGCACCCAAUAUCCCAGGAGAGUUUGAUGAUGAUUUUUGAGCGACGGGAGAGUAGCUAUUGCUAGAUUGCAUUAGCAUAUUUGCUGCAUUACUAACUGCAGCUAGUUACUAUUAAUUAUGCCAUUACAAACUAUUUAUGUGGCUAUUUCAGAUUUGGUAUUGUGCUGUUUUAAAUUUUGUGACGUGCU